CUUUGGUAUUGUGGCCAGCCAUGACGGACUACGCCUUUAGAAAGCUGGGUGACCCCUUAGAGAUCGCGGACAUUGCGUAGUGAGAAACUCCUGUCGAGUACAUUUUGAUCAAGGUCGUGAAACAACCAAGUCCUUAGUCAAUUUGGGGAUAGUUAUCUGAGCCGAGGACACAAUACGAAGAAGCCCAAUCGAUAGGAAGACGCUGAAAGGCACGUACUAUAACUUGACAAGGAACAGGCCAGCUGAGUGACGAAAUGUCAAAGGUCACGAGUCGUACUGUCGUAGUUGGAAGCAGCAGUACAGAUGCCGGAAUCGUUGCCGGGGACGAGGAUUUUACAUCCGCAUUCUUAAAAAACUUCAAAUUCAAAGGCAGCGUCCGUAUUUACUCAUUUCAGGGUGACGAGAAUGUCGAUGACCAACCAAAAUAUCGUACAUUUUCACCAGACGAAAUAUUUAUUCCAACCACUGAACAAAAAGAAGAAACAGUUACAGAAGUCAACAAUCAAGCAAAAAAUGACGACCAAAAAUUGCAAAUCAAGAAAGAGAGUCGUUUCAAGAAAAAGAAGGAAAUUGAGGUAGAUAAAAGUAAAGCAAAAGAAAGGGAAAAGGAAGAGAAGUCAAAAGAGAAGGCGAAAAGAGCCAAAUUAAAGGCAGAGGAGAAAAAUAAGAAACGUGAGGAAAAGAAAAGUACUCAGGCGGCUACGUCGGCUGUUAUUGUGAAAAAAGAUACCAAAGAAGAGACACAAAUAAAAGAGAAUGAUACAGUGUUAGUGAACGGCACUCAGGUUGGGUUGGAGGUACGAAAUAAUGAAGUUAAUAUCACAGUUUUGGGUGCGGAUGUUGACGUAACGUUAGCAACAGUUACAGAUGACAAGGAAAAAAAUGUACGGGAAGAAAAAUUGGAAAACAAAGAGAUUGAGAAUCGGCACGGAGAUGAAAAGGAUAUCGACACGUCAGUCGCAUUGCCAGUUGUGACAGAGCGGGCAAAACAUGUCGAGGAGGAGGAGAUAAAAAAAGAAGUUCAGAAAGAAGUUGAACAACGUAAAUACACUCCUCAUAACGAAGUGAAGGCGAAAGAAGUCAUUAUUAUUGAAAAAGAUCCGGUUAAAAUGGAGAAUGUGACGAAUAUUCUACAAAUAAAAGAAGGAAACGCCGUUAAUAGAGAAAAGAAAGUUGUUCCGAUGCCGGAACCGGAAGUUGAAAUUCAAGAGGAAAAAGAUGGGGAAAUAGACAUGGUUGCAAAAGCGAAUUUGAAGGAGGAGGUAUUCGUUAAAGACGACAUUGAUAUAACUGUUAAAAUUCCAGAAGUCAUUAUCGAAGUGAAAGAGAACAAAAAUGAUAACAUUACAUCAGUUUCAAAAUCUGAAAAUGUAAAUGUCACAAAAGAUGUAGAGAAAGUUAUUGUGGUGCCGGAAAUUGAAAACCGCGAAGUCAGUAUCGAAAAUAAAGUUGUUGUUACAGAAUCGGGGGUCAGCAAAGUCACAGAAAUUGAAGAGAAAAGUGUUAUCGUUCCUCCAACAAUCAGCGAAGAGGCUGCAAACAAGCCAGAUGUUGUACCGGAAGUUAUUAUUCCGUGCCCAAUAAAGCAUGAAAUGGAGAAGAUUGAACUUCCGGCGGAAGAAAAACCUAGGCAUAUAGAGGUGCAGGUACAAAUAAACAACACAGGCGAAGAAAGGCGUCACGGCGGAAAUAUGUAUGUGAAAAAGAAGGAGAUGGCGACGAAACAACAAAAGAAUCUUCAUAGCAACAAGGAAACCAUGGAAGUUAUUACUGUGGUUGAUUCAUCCGAAACAAAUGGCCACGCAAAACCACCUGUUAACCACCAACAGUCACAGCGCCCGCACACGAAGUCAGGGCAACACGACGUGCGCCCGCAACAGUCAGGAGUGGUUUUAACCGAGCAGAUGGUGCGACAAAUGCAGCAACAAAGAGUUGCCGACGGAAGCGUGUCUAGUCGGGCAUCUAGUGCAGUUGCUGUUCCCCGUAGUAUGAUCAGAGGGAGAACAUGGAGCGCUGCUAGUGUGGCAUCAACUCAACAAGUAUUACAAAACGUCGCUGCUAACGGAUCUGCUAACGGAUCACCUGUGGGUGCCAAAAAAUCGAAGCACAUGGGUAAGGCUGAAUUAAUUUUCGAGUUCGGCAGGAAAGGGACUCGUUUGGGGAGACUGAGGCGACCUCAUGGAAUAUCUGUUUCAUCAGCCAGUGACAUUGUGAUAUGUGAUGCCGGUAACCACCGCGUUCAGAUAUUUGGAUGGGACUGUAAAUAUAAGGCAAAAUGGAGUCCCGAUGGGCUAGGAAGAAGGCUUUUCUCUCGUGACCGGUUCGAUCCUGGCGAUGUGGCCGUUACCCCUGACAACAAGCAUUUUAUAGUGAGUGAUUUCACCACAGAAAAACUCUAUAAAGUUACUAUGGGUGGUAAACUUGUCAAAGAAUUUGGGGAGAGUGGACUGAAAGGCCCAUGGGGCGUGGCAAUAAACAGUAAAGGCAUCAUAUACGUAUCCUAUUGUAUGUCCAACUGUUUGGCACUCUAUGAUGAAAACGGAAAAUGUAUAGGGAGAAUUGGUCGCCAUGGCACCGGUCCUUCCGAAUUUCGAUACCCAUGCUAUAUCGCCAUCAACCAACGGGACGCCGUCGUGGUGGCGGAAUACCACGGCCGACGUGUACAAGUGCUUAACCCCGAAGGAAAGUUCCUAUUUCAGAUCGGCAGUACGCAACAUUUUCGAGAAAUCAGUGGCGUCGCCGUAGAUUCUUACAACAACGUAUUCGUGGCUGACUACAAGUGUAAUCGCGUUGUAAUGUACGGCAACGACGGCGUCCACAAAAUGUGUAUCGGCGACGAAGAAGAUCGCAUCGAGCGACCCGAAGGUGUUUCGAUAUCGCCCGAAGGUUACAUCGUAGUCUCCGACAGCGGUAACAACAACAUAAAGAUUUUCCGAUACUGGGAUGUCAGGCAUUUGCUGGACUAAGGACUAAACGCGGGUGUACCCCCAGUUACCAAAACCAAUGGCGUAUUAAAUUAAACACAAUCGUCAAUAUAUUUAACAAUUGAACAGACUAAUAAUCCAACUCGAUACCAUAUUUGUUGUCUGGCAUUGGUCACGUGUUAAUGAAACAACACAACGCAGUAUUUAACUGUGUGCUAAUGUAUAUAUAUAUGAAUAUAAACUAUGACGCUUUCUACUUCAGUAUAUUAUAUUCAUAAUGUAAUGCAAGUUUUUAUUAUUUUUGUGCGUCUGGAGCCGCGAGUUUCUUACAAAACCCUAUAUCGUUGCGUUUUAAUACGAUGCUGCUUUCAAUUCAAAACAACCAUAUCAUUGAAGCGUAAUAUCGCGUGGGAGAUUAAUUGUAGGAGCCGAGCAUAUACCACAUGUUACCGCGCACCAUGUGUGCUGAGAGCGCUACCAAUUAUGCUGGGCGGUAGGUGAUAAAACAGACAGUGCUAUCUACUCGCUGGUUUACAAGCCAGUAGUCUCUCCCUGUCGAGCUUUUAAAUUUUAAGCCAUAUUGUGUCCAUUGUAACAUCUCAUUUUUUAAACUCUGUCAGGAAAGGUCACCGCUCAAUAUACUGGUAUGCAAAUUCCCUGUUAAGUCAUACGUUGAUAACGUUCAUCGGAGAGCGGCAUUAAGGCUUCACUAAUUAUUCAGCUGAUCUAUAUGUAAAGCUGAAGUUCGAUUCUAAACAUUUUUAUUUUUUUAACUGUUUUAAAUUGUCUCCAAAGCAGGUUAAUGAAAUAUAUGUUUACUGUGUACGUGUAAAGUUAAUUUCGGACCGCGUUAUACUGUGGAGGUCACAUGAGGUCACAUCAGAGGGAAUUACCCGCAUCAUAACACAUUCCCUGGUAUUGUACAGAUAAGAAUGGGUUAAAUUGGGGAGUGUAAUUUGGAAGUUGUUUGCAGCAACACGGAUCGAUGACUACAACGUUUCAUAUCGGAUCCCGGCAUUGACCUCAUGUGCGUUGCGUCUCCUUUUUGGUCUCCCCCGCAAUACGUAGACGAUCACUUUAUCUAAAAAAUGUAAUAUUAUUUUGUUUUUUUUCUGGUGUCGUAUGUCAUCUACAAUGCAUGACAUCUUUUGUAACAAGUUGUUUUGCAAAAUAAGGGACGGGCCAUUAGAAAUGCCGUAUGGGGGCGAUGGCAGAAUAAUUGUGCAAAAUAUUCUUUCCUUUACCCAGUUUCGUACUGAUUCCUUUUUUCCCCAUGAUGAAUUUGGUGUAUUUUUUUAUUUCAACCAUGUGUGACAUAUUUUCCCUAAGGAUUAUGCGUGUAGUUUUUUUUCUGUUAUAUUUGUUAUUUUUCCUGUACAUUCUUUUCAAUUGUACCUUCGCCUUGAGAAUGAUAAACCCCUAAAGGCAAUUAUGUGUGCCCACGUGACAAAGAUGUCUUGAUUCAAAAUUAUGUCAGUGUGCGUGUCUAUUACGUAAUAUAACUUAAAUUGACCACAUCAAGCUGUCGAUGUCGUCAGUGCACACGUCAGGUCUAUCUUGGAUUUUUAUUUCUUAUUCAAGUCAUUCGAUUAAUUACUAUAACACAUGGUUUUACUGCAUGAUUGAGUGUGUAUUUGUCGGUGUUUUUAGGACUUCAUGUUUUCUGCAUCUAAGCCAUAUUUGUAAACGAUUUUUGAAGCCCUGUAAGACAUUCUCUGAGUAAGAAGGCAAUAUUUUACUUGAUAAAUCAUUGCGAUACCAAUAUUUAUAUCUAACUGUAUGACCUAUAUGUAUAUAUAUUUUAAAACUGACCUUUGUAUUUCUACAUAACUUGUUACUAAAAUCAUAAAGUCAA
Molecule: messenger RNA, 4779 nt
Organism: Saccoglossus kowalevskii
Lineage: Eukaryota; Metazoa; Hemichordata; Enteropneusta; Harrimaniidae
Biological process (GO): protein polyubiquitination; proteasome-mediated ubiquitin-dependent protein catabolic process
Molecular function (GO): protein binding; ubiquitin protein ligase activity
Source: RefSeq, a predicted model, not a curated record